AUGUCUCGCAACUUCCACCCCGUCAACGCCAACUCGCCCUCCACCACUACUCUCACCUCAGACCCCGACAUUAAUCCUUCCCUUGAAGACAACAGCAACAAUAAUACCAUCAUCCAACCCUACCUCUUUCCCCCAGGCGUGCCUACCAAUACCAGCUUCAACAGCAACGAUCAAACCCUCGUGGACAACUGCUCCAACAUUGAGGUCUCACAACUUGUCACUGAGGCAAACCGCUUCUGGGGCAAUUGCUCAACGACCAUCCCCAACAUCGAGACAGGUCCAGCCGCAGAAUACCCAACCACAUACAUGAUGGGUAAUUAUGACCAUGGCUAUGGCGAUCAAAACAUGCACGAGACAUCCGUGCCAUACGGUCCGUGCGACCACUUCCAGGUGGCCGGGACAGGAAUAGACAUGGGAAUGAGGAUGACUGGCACAAAAGGGGAGGACGAGGAUGACAUGUACAAUGCCAACCAAGCUUCAAUGCUUGCCGCGCUGGGCAUGACUCACCUUGAUGAGGGAGAAUCUCAUGCAGUGGAUGAUGAUGCCAAAACUUCGUCGUCGGUUACAGUUGACGAUGAUCCCGAGUGGAAGGAGUGGAAGAAUUGGAAUGAGACGGACGCGAAUGGGGGAGUCAGAUUACUUUCGGAAGAGAGGAUGGACCGAGCAGGUGUUGCUGCUUGGUUGGAUAUGAACCGUGAGGAGGACCACGGGGUCUUCCAACAUGAAGAAAGUGAUGAUUAUGACGAAGACGAUGCCACAUCUUACGGAUCCGACGAUGACAUGAUGGAAAUGGGGGAAGAGACGGAGUAUGAGGAGGAGGAAGAGGAGGUUGUCAACGUGGUCGAGGGCCCUUCAAGACAGGUCCUUAUCAGUUCACGGACAGGAGCUGUUGCCGAGUACGAUACAGCAAGCUUUGGAUGUGACUUUGAAGAAGAAGAAGAAGAAGAAGAAGAAGAAGAAGAAGAAGAAGAAGAAGAAGAAGAAGAAGAAAAGCAACAGAACGAAGAAAGAUGGGGAGGAGACGGACAACCUCGUCCCUCCCCCUUCCCUUGCUUCUACGACGCUCGAUCGGGGCUUAUCAUCGAGCUUUCCUCAUCUGAAAGUGACGCCGAAGAGACCAUGUCAGAUCCCUCUUCCGACAAUGAUAUCGAAGAAACCAUGUCAGACCCAUCUUCCUCAUCCACCUCUUCCUCCUCAUCACCAACCUCAGAAGCCCCCCAAGCAUACGCCCUCCCCUGGCCCACCUCACCGUCCAACUUCAGCACUACCACUACCACUACCACUAGCAGUACCAGCACCAGCACCAGUACCCCAUCAGAGACAACACCACCACCAUCAUCACAACCCGUUCGACCCCCAUCAUCCACGCCCUUCACCCUCCUCGCCGACCUGCACACCAACCUCAGCAGCGCCCCGGACCACCGCGCCACACAUCUCCGCAACCUAGCCAACGAAAUCUCCAACACGAUGUACUUCGUCAACAGCCGGACAAUCUCCGGGGACUUCAGCGCGGAGGAUGCAGCGCCCGUAGACCGGGUAAUGCGGAUCGUGCGCGAAGGGGAGUUGAAGAUGCGGUACCAGGAGCGGUAUGAGCGGCAGAAGGGGAAGCUGGUGAAGCGGGAGAGGAGGGUCGCGGAGCGGGAGGACCGCGUGAGUAAGAGGGAGGAAAUGGUGAGCCGGCGGGAGAUGGGGGUUGCGGGGUGGUGGGAGGUAUGGAGGGAGAGGGGGAGGGAGGUGUGGGAGGGGGUGGAAGGGGAGAUGGAUGGGGGAAUUGGGGAUGGGGAUGGGAUUAGGAGGAAUGCGAUGGAUACGUUGCAGAGGACUGUUAGGGUUACGAGGGAGGUUGUGAGGAGGAUGGAUAGGUUGAUUGAUGAGAGUGAGGUCGAUGGUGAUGGUGAUUGUGAUGUUGAGGGGGGAGUUGAGUUGUGA
This is a messenger RNA of Aspergillus neoniger CBS 115656, 1929 nucleotides long. RefSeq lists its product as uncharacterized. Lineage: Eukaryota; Fungi; Ascomycota; Eurotiomycetes; Eurotiales; Aspergillaceae. The transcript has a single exon. Bases 1 to 1929 code for a protein of 642 amino acids. The record is from RefSeq and is a predicted model, not a curated record.